UUGCUAGAGUUGGGGAAAAGGAGGACGCCCAGUUCAGGCGGUAUAUUGGCUGUCAGUCACACGGCAGUUUUUGCAAUGUCAUCUAGUUUUUGAAGUUAUCAAGUGGUGUUUAGGAUACCGCACACACGUAGCUUUACCCCUAGGGUGGUAGUUAUAAGGCAACGGUGGUAAAAGGGUAAGAAAGUUUUGACGGGUCUACACACCGCUUCCGAGUCCUUAGGCCAUGCUUACCACAGGGUAGUGUUUCGACUCACGUAACUCACGGAGAAAAUCUCUGACGGAAAACCUGUAAUAGGAGGGGGAAAAACCCGGAUCACUGGCCUUUCUGGAACACAAUACGGGCUACAAUUAUACAGCAAGGGGAAUUUACACCAUUCAGUUUCAAGGAACUGGCCGGCACGAACAGUGAUAACCACAACAGGACCUCUCUCAUGUGAUAUCCCAGAGACACCCUGGUGGUAUGACUGUUGACAGGUCAGCCCAGGUAGCGUACUGUGAGAGGCGUGUAUCGAGCGCUGCUCAAACAUCUGAGGCUGGAAUUAAUUACCAGUGGUAAAGAAUCCACGAGCUCUGUCAUGGCGGCCACCGCCUGUCCAGCAAACGACGCCAAGCAGUUCGAGAGCUGCUGGCUAGAAUGGAUUAACAGAUACUAUCCAGACUAUCGCACCAAGCUGUACAUGCUGCCGCCAGUGCACUUCAGGAAAGUACCUUACAUACCAAAGACCAUUGGUGGUGUGUCUGUGCUGAUGCCAGUUACACCAGAAGAGCAGCGGAAGUCCCUCCUGCAGAGAUCUCGACGACAGCUCGACUCCAUCGCUUCCGACACCUGUAGCCCCCAACGUGUGCAGGACAGUGACCUGCGGGAUGAUUCCGCCCAGGAGAUGGUUCUGAAUCACCUGAAAAAAUUCGGAAAAAAGCGCGGGGAAGGCAUGUUCAUUAUUUCUCUUCUGCGCUGCGCCGACUACCUCAGAGAGACUUCACGAACUACGGAGGGCCAACGGUGCGAGAAAAUGGGUGCCUUGAAGAAAGAGGCAGUCAACUUUCGCCGUCCCUGUGACCUCCAUUAUUAUCACGAAGAUUUUGAUAUUAUUCUCAUCCACCCCAAGCACGGGAUUCUAGUAGGAGAGAUCAAGUCAGUCGGAGCCAACCGCUGCCCAGAACAGAGAGAUGUUCGCCAAAGAGUAAAGGAGGCUGUGAAGCAGAUAGAACGAAGAAGGCAGAUCAUUGCUUACCUGACUGAAGACUUAAAGGUACCAGUGACCAUGACCUUGAUACUACCUUUCGUCGAAAGACGCUUAUUGCAGCAGACGUUGACAGAUGAUAAGGAAUUGCUGGAAAACCUGCGUUCGUGUCUCAGUCCGGAUGCGGAAGAUGCGGAAGAUGCGGAAGAUGCGGAACGUGCAGCCAGGCUCUGUUUAUGCCGCGACGAGUUCUUAGCCCCUGAUGGCAAAGAGUGGCCUGCAGGUUCAAAGCUUGGGGACUGGUGGCAGCAUCAGAUGAGUGGUAGGCCGGGCAUAGCCAUGGACGUGUACGAGCUCCUUCUGGCGAGGUUCUGCGGUCCGGCCACGACCAUCAGCGUGGCAUGCGUCACCAGCCCUCGUGUGCAGGUGCAGGUGCGGACGGAGGGGCAGGCCGUGUCCGAAAUGGGCAGGCGACAGGCCAUGCUGACCUUGACCCCCGAUCAGGUCAGCCUCCUGUCGGCACCGCCCUGCAGGGUCUUCCUGGCAGGCCCUCCCGGCACGGGAAAGACCUUGAUGCUGGUGCUGGUGGGGUUGCAAUGGCUGUACACAGGGCGUGACGUCCACGUGAUCAGUACGUGGGGUCACAGCCUGGCCGCCGCCUGCCUCAUCCAUCAGCAGCUGCAAGACAACCUCGUGCAGAACAUGGAGUCACCGACCGUCUUCAGCGGCGAUGAUAACACGAGGGAGGAUUUGGCUUCUGUAAGGCAAACGCCUGGCAGCCCGGUUCUUCAUUCCUUUAACUUCUAUGACAACGACGAGGACGUCGAGGUUGCCGUGCAGACCCUCGUGGAGGUCGCGAAGAAAGACGGUGAAGUGUUCGUCCUGCUGGACGAGUUCAAGCUGAAGAACGAGCAUCCUCCAACCGCAGGGCAGGAGUCCACGGAUGUGGGAGGUGCAAAGUGUCAAGAAGGUAGUGAUGACAGCUCUCAACAACCUUUGAAAACAAACAGCAAUCUGUCAGGCAAGUGGCUUCGCUUCGUCAAGCUGUUGUGUGAACGAGUUCCCGGCGCUCACAUCUGGGCCGCCUCGCUGGCGCACCUCAACACUCCCGAGGAGCUAGAGACGGUGCGCCUAACAUUGCCCUUGAGGUGUGCCCCGAAGGUGUUGCAGCAAGUAAAGGUGGGACUUUCAGAGUUAAAACACAUCGCCGACUAUUCCGAGCAAGAAGUACGUACGUCACAUGACGGCUUGAACGUUGUGACCCUAGUGCACAGCGGGCAAGGUCACGAGGCUGCCUGGCCCCUGGACUGUCGGGAGUGCGGGCGCCGCAUCGCAGAACAGCUGCAUCAGCUGGGUGUCGGAGACACUGAGACAGGCGAGCCUUCAGGUCCAUCUCCCCAGAAGCUUCAGUACGGCGACGUGUUUAUACUGACCAACAGCUUUUCGCAGAUUCAUGAUGAUAUCAGAGAUGAGACAGGGGCAGUUACUGAGCCGGCAAACGGCUUGGUGCAGGGUCUGCGUGAAGCAGGUGUUGCGCGCCUGCGCGUGGUCCGGAACAGGAACUAUGGGUCUGAGGAGCUGAGCCGCGAGGUAGAAGAAGUGGCACGCGCGAGGACCGAUUGCGUGACACUGGCUCACAGAGGCGCCGUCUCUGGGCUGGAGCGUAAGGUUGUCGUGUGGCUGCCUGGAAGAAUUGAUGGCUUAGACGACGAUCUGAGCGACGCCCAGCUGGAUAAGUACGACAGAGUGUAUGCAAUGUCCAGAUGCACCACCCAGCUUAUUGUCGUCAAGCAAAACGAACAUGUUUGACUUAACGUUUGAAAAUGAAAAAGGCAGAAAGACAAUCACUAUACCAUGCACUUUUUAAUUAGAAAUACUUAAGAUGCAUCUAUGUCACCACAAUAACAAAAAAAUAAAGUAAAAGUAUGCAUGAUAGGUGAAAAUAACACCUUGCAAUCCUGACCAGCAGGUAAAUUACGGGUGAUGAUCUACCUUAACAAUUUUCUUUCACAAAAAUGAUUAAUUCAAAAGUCCCAUUGCAUAAUGAUUAUCGUGGCAGAAAACUGUAGUAGUCGAUUACUGUGCCUAAGGGCAGAGAACUGUCGUCGUGGAUUACUGUUCCUAACGGCAGAGAACUGUGGUAGUGGAUUACUGUGUCCAUGGACAGAACUGUAGUAGUGGAUCCCUGUGCCUAUGGUUCAGAGUGUGGAAGGCAGAACUCAUCUUUUCACUACCACCAUUUCUUGAUAAAAUGAAAUGAAUAAAAUUAAAAUAUAUUCACUGAU
This is a messenger RNA of Pomacea canaliculata, 3466 nucleotides long. RefSeq lists its product as uncharacterized. NCBI's taxonomy places the organism in Eukaryota, Metazoa, Mollusca, Gastropoda, Architaenioglossa, Ampullariidae. The transcript is spliced from 8 exons. The coding region runs from base 576 to 2990 and encodes 804 amino acids. The record is from RefSeq and is a predicted model, not a curated record.